Molecule: messenger RNA, 1152 nt
Organism: Nicotiana attenuata
Lineage: Eukaryota; Viridiplantae; Streptophyta; Magnoliopsida; Solanales; Solanaceae
Exons: 2
Coding region: 1-1152 (383 amino acids)
Source: RefSeq, a predicted model, not a curated record
AUGACUUCCAUAAGGUUCAUUUUGGGUACAGCAGUGAAGCAAGGAUGGGGUCUCUAUCAAUUAGAUGUAAAUAAUGCGUUUUUGCAUAGAAACCUUGAUGAAAAGGUCUAUAUGAAGUUUCCUGCUGGGGUCACUCCACCUAGCCCUAUGCAUACAGAUUCUUCCAUUUCUAUUGUUGUUGUAUAUGUAGACGACAUCUUGUUAACAGGAAAUGACAAUGCUGAAUUAUGUGCCUUGAAAGACUUCCUAAAUCAGGAAUUCAAAAUUAAGGACCUUGGUGACUUAUAUUUCUUUCUGGGAAUGGAGGUAUUGCGUGAGCCAUAUGGAUUGAUCUUGUGUCAGCAGAAGUUCACCAUAGAUUUGUUAGCAGAAUUUGAUUGCUUGCAUUUGACCACAGUAUCUUCACCCGUUGAUCCAUCAGUCAAAUUGCUUGCUAAAACAGGGGAACCUCUGCAUGAUCCAACACUGUAUCGUCACCUCUUAGGCAAGUUGAACUACCUAACUCACACAAGAGCGGAUCUUUGCUUCACCGUUCAGCAUUUAAGCCAAAACAUGCAGGAUCCUCGAGCUCCUCAUCUUGCUGCAGCAUUUCGAGUUCUUCACUAUCUUCUCAAGGAUCCAGGUCUUGGACUCUUUAUGUCACCUUCGUCAUCAUUUCAACUUCUGGCUUUCUGCGACUCCGAUUGGAGAACUUGCCCAGAUUCACGGAGGUCUGUGAGAGGGUUCUACAUCUCCCUUGGUUCAUCUCCAAUUUCUUCGAAAUUCAAGAAACAAUAUGCCAUUUCUCUUAGAUCUGCCGAAGCCGAAUAUCGCUCUAUGCGACGAGUUGUAGCGGAAUUAACUUGGCUGGUCCGUCUCUUUGACGAUCCCUCUAUUCCAAUUUCACUCCCAGUUCCUCUUCAUUCGGAUAGCCAAGCUGCGAUUCACAUCGCUAAGAACCCCGUGUUUCAUGAAAGAACGAAGCAUGUGGAGAUCGACUGCCAUUUUGUUCGCCAACAGUUCCUAGCCGGCUUGAUUUCUUUGUCUUAUGUCCGAUCUGCUUCUCAGUUGGCAGAUCUAUUUACUAAAUCCCUAACUGGGCCUUUGCAUCAUAAUCUUCUACGCAAGUUGGGGGUUUCUUCAUCCCCAUCCAACUUGAGGAGGGGUGUUUGA